This is a messenger RNA of Microthlaspi erraticum, 315 nucleotides long. The record is from the annotation of a GenBank genome assembly. NCBI's taxonomy places the organism in Eukaryota, Viridiplantae, Streptophyta, Magnoliopsida, Brassicales, Brassicaceae.
AUGCAACUGAUUGUAGAUCGCUCAAGAGCGUAUGUAUUUCGUUCGAUGAACCAAGAGCUCGAUGACUGCAAGUGUGCUAUAUCGGAGAAAGACAUGAAAAGAGGAUCUUCCCGUUUCUUCCAUCCUAAAAGAAGAGUCACUGUGCGAUUCCUAGCCGGAUUCGACUCCGUUCGAUCUCCGAUUUCAAACAAGAACGAACAUGAAAAAGAAAGUAAAACGGAGCACACAAGAAUUUGGUUACCCAGGAGUUCGUUUCCUACUCUCCUGGGGCACGGCUAUGCCGGCGAAUCACUAGAAUCGAGCUCAGAAACUUGA